Messenger RNA from Diceros bicornis minor, 4529 nucleotides. It is a transcript of the gene EPHA6, whose product is annotated as EPH receptor A6. NCBI's taxonomy places the organism in Eukaryota, Metazoa, Chordata, Mammalia, Perissodactyla, Rhinocerotidae. Gene Ontology annotation, molecular function: protein binding; ATP binding; transmembrane-ephrin receptor activity. Gene Ontology annotation, biological process: axon guidance; cell surface receptor protein tyrosine kinase signaling pathway; protein phosphorylation. The record is from RefSeq and is a predicted model, not a curated record. Gene Ontology annotation, cellular component: membrane; neuron projection.
GCCCCCGCCGCACCUGGCGUCCCCGCGCCCGCCGGGAGGCGCCCUCCCCCCCGCCCCGCCCCCACGCCGGGCUCGCUCCUGCGCGCGCGCGCCCCGGCCCCAGUGGAGAGUCCGCGCGCGAGCGGGACACGGCGCUGGAUGCGGAGCCGCUCGCCGCCAGCCGCCCGCAGCUCCCUGGCGCCGCGGGCAGCGUCCGCCUCCGAAGCCGCGGCGCCCGCGACCGGGCAGCCCGGACCCCCGUGCCGGCCCGCGGCCUCGCGCGGGGGGCGCCCCGGGACAGCCCCUGCGGGCCGGGCGGAGGAGGAGGAGGAGGAGGACGUGGACCGGCACCCCCGCCCCGCGCACCUGGCCGCGCCGCCGCCGCGUGUCCCUCAGGGGAGCGGGAGAGCGCCGCCGAGAGCCAUGGGCGGCCGCGCGGUCCGCGGGUGUCUCCUGCCCCUCGGGCUCCUGCUGCCGCUGCUGACGGCCGCGCCGGGCGACUGCGCGCACGUCCCCAGCAACCAAGUUGUGUUGCUUGAUACAACAACUGUUCUGGGAGAGCUAGGAUGGAAAACAUAUCCAUUAAAUGGGUGGGAUGCCAUCACUGAAAUGGAUGAACACAAUAGGCCCAUUCACACAUACCAGGUAUGCAAUGUGAUGGAGCCAAACCAAAACAACUGGCUUCGUACAAACUGGAUCUCCCGUGAUGCAGCUCAGAAAAUCUAUGUAGAAAUGAAGUUCACCCUGAGAGACUGUAACAGCAUCCCAUGGGUCUUGGGGACUUGCAAAGAAACAUUUAAUCUGUAUUAUGUGGAAUCAGAUGAGUCCCAUGGAAUUAAAUUUAAGCCAAGCCAGUAUACCAAGAUUGAUACAAUUGCUGCUGAUGAAAGUUUUACCCAGAUGGAUUUGGGUGAUCGCAUUCUCAAGCUCAACACGGAAAUUCGAGAGGUGGGGCCUAUAGAAAGGAAAGGAUUUUAUCUGGCUUUUCAAGACAUUGGGGCGUGCAUUGCCCUGGUCUCAGUCCGUGUUUUCUACAAAAAGUGCCCCUUCACUGUCCGUAACUUGGCCAUGUUUCCAGACACCAUCCCAAGGGUUGAUUCUUCCUCUUUGGUUGAAGUAAGGGGCUCUUGUGUGAAGAGUGCGGAAGAGCGCGACACUCCUAAACUGUAUUGUGGAGCUGAUGGCGAUUGGCUGGUUCCUCUUGGGAGGUGUAUCUGCAGUACAGGAUAUGAAGAAAUUGAGGGUUCUUGCCAUGCUUGCAGACCAGGAUUCUAUAAAGCAUUUGCUGGGAACACAAAGUGUUCUAAAUGCCCUCCACACAGUUUAACCUACGUGGAAGCAACUUCUGUUUGUCAGUGUGAAAAGGGUUACUUCCGAGCUGAAAAAGACCCACCUUCCAUGGCGUGUACCAGGCCACCUUCAGCUCCUAGGAAUGUGGUUUUUAACAUCAAUGAAACAGCCCUUAUUUUGGAAUGGAGCCCACCAAGUGACACAGGAGGGAGAAAAGAUCUCACAUACAGUGUAAUCUGUAAGAAAUGUGGCUUAGACACCAGCCAGUGUGAGGACUGUGGUGGAGGACUCCGCUUCAUCCCAAGACAUACUGGCCUGAUCAACAGUUCUGUGAUAAUACUUGACUUUGUGUCUCACGUGAAUUACACCUUUGAAAUAGAAGCCAUGAAUGGAGUUUCUGAGUUGAGUUUUUCUCCCAAGCCAUUCACAGCUAUUACAGUGACCACGGAUCAAGACGCACCUUCCCUGAUAGGUAUGGUAAGGAAGGACUGGGCGUCCCAAAAUAGCAUUGCCCUAUCAUGGCAAGCACCUGCUUUUUCCAAUGGAGCCAUACUGGACUACGAGAUCAAGUACUAUGAGAAAGUCUACCCCCGGAUAGCGCCGGCAUUUUGGCACUACCUGCGGGUAGAAGAGCAGGAGCAGCUCACCUACUCCUCCACGAGGUCCAAGGCCCCCAGUGUCAUCAUCACAGGCCUCAAGCCAGCCACCAAGUACGUAUUCCAUAUCCGGGCGAGGACUGCUACAGGAUACAGUGGCUACAGCCAGAAGUUUGAGUUUGAGACAGGAGAUGAAACUUCUGAUAUGGCGGCAGAGCAGGGGCAGAUUCUCGUGAUAGCCACCGCGGCUGUGGGGGGAUUCACGCUCCUCGUCAUUCUGACUUUGUUCUUCCUGAUCACCGGGAGAUGCCAAUGGUACAUAAAGGCCAAAAUGAAGUCAGAGGAGAAGAGAAGAAACCACUUACAGGAUGGACAUCUACACUUCCCAGGAAUUAAAACUUACAUAGAUCCAGAUACGUAUGAAGACCCGUCCCUUGCAGUCCAUGAGUUUGCAAAGGAGAUUGAUCCCUCAAGAAUUCGCAUUGAGAGAGUCAUCGGGGCAGGAGAAUUUGGAGAAGUCUGCAGUGGGCGUUUGAAGACACCAGGGAAAAGGGAGAUCCCGGUUGCCAUCAAAACUUUGAAAGGUGGCCACAUGGACCGGCAAAGACGAGAUUUUCUGAGAGAAGCUAGUAUCAUGGGUCAGUUUGACCAUCCAAAUAUCAUUCGCCUAGAAGGUGUUGUCACAAAAAGAUCCUUCCCGGCCGUUGGGGUGGAGGUGUUUUGCCCCAGCUUCCUGAGGGCAGGGUUUUUAAAUAGCAUCCAGGCCCCUCAUCCAGUGCCAGGGGGAGGAUCUUUGCCCCCCAGGAUUCCUGCUGGCAGACCAGUAAUGAUCGUGGUGGAGUAUAUGGAGAACGGAUCCCUAGACUCCUUUUUGCGGAAACACGACGGCCACUUCACAGUCAUCCAGUUGGUCGGUAUGCUCCGAGGCAUUGCAUCAGGAAUGAAGUAUCUUUCUGAUAUGGGUUACGUUCAUCGGGAUCUGGCAGCUAGGAAUAUAUUGGUCAACAGCAACUUAGUAUGCAAAGUCUCUGAUUUUGGUCUCUCCCGUGUGCUGGAAGAUGAUCCAGAAGCUGCUUAUACAACAACUGGUGGGAAAAUCCCCAUAAGGUGGACUGCCCCAGAAGCAAUCGCCUACAGAAAGUUCUCCUCGGCAAGUGACGCGUGGAGCUAUGGCAUCGUCAUGUGGGAGGUCAUGUCCUACGGAGAGAGACCUUAUUGGGAAAUGUCUAACCAAGAUGUCAUCCUGUCCAUUGAAGAAGGUUACAGACUCCCGGCUCCCAUGGGCUGUCCAGCGUCUCUGCACCAGCUGAUGCUCCACUGCUGGCAGAAGGAGAGAAACCACAGACCCAAAUUUACCGACAUCGUCAGCUUCCUUGACAAGCUGAUCCGCAGUCCCAGUGCCCUGCACACUCUGGUGGAGGACAUCCUGGUAAUGCCCGAGUCCCCUGGUGAAGUUCCUGAGUAUCCUUUGUUUGUCACAGUUGGUGACUGGCUGGAUUCUAUAAAGAUGGGGCAAUAUAAGAAUAACUUCAUGGCCGCAGGGUUUACCACUUUUGACCUGAUUUCAAGAAUGAGCAUCGAUGACGUUAGAAGAAUUGGAGUCAUCCUCAUUGGACACCAGAGACGAAUAGUCAGCAGUAUACAGACUUUACGUUUACACAUGAUGCAUAUACAGGAGAAGGGAUUUCAUGUAUGAAAGGACUAAAAGCAUCUGUGUUCCGUGCCUCAGCAUUUCUAAAAUGAAAGAUAUCCUCUCUACUGCUCUCUCUUCUGAUUCUCCGAACAUCACUUCACAAACUGCAGUCUCCUGUCCAGACUAUGAGCACACUCUUUGUUUCUGCUUCCAACCUGGAUUUUAAAAUCAUACUUCAUAGCUCCUCCCUGAAUAACCUGCAAAUGAAACCCUGGCCCACUGCAAGUAGCACUACACGAUGGUAAAUAACUCAGCACGGAUGGUAACUUUGUCCGAAGUUCUUGGGAAGUGUUCACGGACUUAGCCAAGAGGAAUUUGCCCGGAUGUGGCUUCCUUCAUGAUGUAUUUAGAGUUUGACGGUAGAUGAAAAAGAGAUAGUUGACGUUUCUUUCAUGUUUUGUGAUCAGCUAGCUUCCAAAUUGACAUGAAUAUUUAUUUUUUAUAUUCACCUCUAUGGGUCGUAUUGUUACUUUAUUUCAUAAAAGUUGAACUGUUGAUGCCUGAUGUUAGAUUUGCAGAAAUUAGAUUUGCAGAAAUGACCAAUGAUUUCAUGUAGUGAAUUCUUGUCGGGUGUGACUAUGGUGAGAAGGGGUUAUUGGGGAGGGAGAGGGAGAAACAUACUGGGCUUUCAAAUCUUCUAAGGCGGGAUUUGUCUAUUUUUUUUAACUAAGUUUAUAGUAUCAUACAUAUUUCACAGUAGGUGGUAGUUGAGAGACUUUCUGCUCUCAUUUUUUACUAACUAUAGUCUAUUUCUCCACUGCCUGAUGAAGGGCACCCCUGAAAGACCAAGAGUGAGUCCGCUGCUCUAGAGGCUUUCAGAGAGUGAAGCGUGGGAUAAAACCAUGGCUGCUCCCUUGGUUCAUCUUGGCAAGUUUGCAAAAGUAAUUAUCAAAGCACUGAGAAAAUUUGUUAUUCUCAGUGGAACUGCUUUGAAUAAAAGAUCUGAGAUUAUAGCCUGAGAUUUAAUGUAA